AUAUUGAUAAUAUGGAUUUACCGCUGAGAAACCCUAAUCUCUGAUUCGCUUCGUUUCUUCGAAACCUCUAUUGUCUUCCGAGUAAGGAGCAACAAUGGUGGCGGUGAAGAAGACGAAGAAGACUCAUGAGAGCAUCAACAACAGACUCGCACUCGUGAUGAAGAGCGGAAAGUACACGCUUGGAUACAAAACCGUUCUUCGGACCCUAAGAACCUCGAAAGCAAAACUGAUAAUUAUUUCAAACAAUUACCCACCUCUGCGGAAGUCCGAGAUUGAGUACUAUGCAAUGCUUGCCAAGGUUGGCGUCCACCAUUUCAAUGGAAACAAUGUUGACCUGGGCACAGCUUGUGGAAAAUAUUACCGUGUGUCAUGCCUCAGCAUUAUUGAUCCAGGCGAUUCUGAUAUCAUCAAAACAUUGCCUGGUGAGCAGUGAGAGUAGUAGGGGAUGGAUCCCUUUGUCAUUUCCAACCAGAUAGGAUGGUCAUGCUUAUUGGAGUAUUUUUUAUUAGAUAAUUUGUUGAAGUGCGGUUUCUCAUGUUUCCUUUGAGAAACAGUUUGGUGAAUGAGAAAGGUUCUUGUAUAUUACCAAUUUUGGCUAGUGGAUUUGGAAAUCUGUGUUGAGACAUGAUUAUGGUAUUUCAACUAAGCUCCAUGUCGCCUCUUA
Molecule: messenger RNA, 664 nt
Organism: Nelumbo nucifera (sacred lotus)
Lineage: Eukaryota; Viridiplantae; Streptophyta; Magnoliopsida; Proteales; Nelumbonaceae
Product: large ribosomal subunit protein eL30-like
Molecular function (GO): RNA binding
Source: RefSeq, a predicted model, not a curated record